AUGGCUUAUUUAGAUUUAAAUGCUCCUCUAAGAACAGAUGAUUCAUUUCGCGGAAAAAAAGAUGAAUUUUACCAUAAAGAUGUGAGUCCCCUAGAAGAAUUGCCAAUUGAUAUGUCAUCUGCAGUUGUUUUAGAGUACAUGCACAAUAUUUGUUUAGGUGUCAUGAAAAGGUUGUUAGUAUUUUGGAUAAAAGGUAAAAAACCAGUACGCCUCGAAAAUCCUGAAGCCAUUUCUGAAGAAUUAAAUAAUAUUAAGACUUUUUUACCAAAUGAAUUUAAUCGUUUGCCAAGGUCUUUAGAAGAGUGUGAAUAUUGGAAAGCUACUGAGUUUAGAACUUUUCUCAUUUACACAGGGCCAAUAGUUCUAAAAGGAAGAUUGAAAAACAGUCUGUACAAACAUUUUAUGAUAUUAAGUUGCGCAAUCAGACUGUUAAUUUCUCCUAAAACAUGCUAUACCUAUAACAAUGUUGCUAAAAUGUUAAUUGAACGUUUUGUUAGUGAAUAUUCUACACAUUAUGGAGAAGAAUAUGUAAGCUACAAUGUACAUGGCUUAAUUCAUGUUGCUGAUUUUGUUAUGAUGCAUGGGAGUUUAGAUACAUUUUCUGCAUUUAAAUAUGAAAACUAUUUACAGUUUUUAAAAAAGAGUUGUAAAAAUGCUAGGUUUCCACUAGAAGACACCUAUAAUCGUAUAAUGGAACACAUUGAUAUUGAUACUUCCACAAUUGCACCCAACUAUCCAAUUCUAAAAAAUGAAAUAAAUUAUGACCCUCUAGUUAAUAGAUCAAUUGAUGAAACUUACUAUAAAGAAAUUAUCUUAAACAACUAUGUACUAAAUUCAACAAAUUUAAAAGAUAAUUUUGUUUACAUAAAAGACCAUGGCAUAGUAAAAGUAAUAAAUAUCAUUCAAUUCUCAAACGGUAUAAUUAAAAUUGAAGCAAUCAAAUAUAACAUAUUUCCUAUGUUUCAAAAUCCUAUUUCAUCAGAUAUAAUUAAAAUGUACUAUAUACAUGAUAUAAUCCCAAAACCUCCUUUAAUAUCAAUUGAUAUAGAAUCAAUAAAGUACAAGUGUUUUUCUUUUCCAAUUAGUAAUAAUAAGUCAAUAGCUAUGGCAUUGUUGCAUACUACAUAAUGUUAUUACCUAUAUUUUAAUUUAAUGUAUAUUUUAUAUAAUAAACAUUAAACAAUAAACUGUAAUAACUUG
Molecule: messenger RNA, 1200 nt
Organism: Metopolophium dirhodum (rose-grain aphid)
Lineage: Eukaryota; Metazoa; Arthropoda; Insecta; Hemiptera; Aphididae
Exons: 1
Coding region: 1-1128 (375 amino acids)
Source: RefSeq, a predicted model, not a curated record